Molecule: messenger RNA, 1146 nt
Organism: Parnassius mnemosyne (clouded apollo)
Lineage: Eukaryota; Metazoa; Arthropoda; Insecta; Lepidoptera; Papilionidae
Source: the annotation of a GenBank genome assembly
AUGACGAUUGCAAGCCUCGACCCCGGCCUAGGACCGGCGAUGUUGGAUGUAUGGAAUGGCCAGACGGCGGCAUUCGGCUCCAACCAGACUGUCGUCGAUAAAGUGCCUCCGGACAUGUUGCACCUGGUCGACCCGCACUGGUACCAAUUUCCUCCAAUGAACCCUAUGUGGCACGGUUUAUUGGGAUUUACCAUCGGCGUAUUAGGUUUUAUAUCAAUUGCAGGAAACGGCAUGGUUGUAUAUAUUUUUACAACGACUAAGAGUCUUAAGACGCCUUCAAACUUACUAGUAGUUAAUUUGGCUUUCUCCGACUUCUUGAUGAUGUGUUUCAUGUCUCCAGCAAUGGUUGUGAAUUGUUAUUAUGAAACAUGGGUGUUUGGUCCCUUAGGUUGUGAUAUAUAUGCAUGCACCGGUUCGUUGUUUGGUUCUAUUUCAAUAUGGACGAUGACUAUGAUCGCCUUUGACCGAUAUAAUGUAAUUGUGAAAGGCAUUGCAGCUAAACCUUUAACAAUAAAUGGAGCACUUUUGCGCAUACUUGGAAUUUGGCUCUUCUCUUUGUUAUGGACUGUUGCACCUAUAUUCGGUUGGAAUAGGUACGUCCCCGAGGGUAACAUGACUGCAUGUGGAACUGAUUAUAUUAGCAAGAGUUGGUUCAGCCGCAGCUACAUUCUAGUAUACUCAGUUUUCGUUUACUAUGUCCCUCUCUUGCUUAUCAUUUAUUCCUACUUCUUUAUCGUGCAGGCGGUAGCAGCUCACGAGAGGGCAAUGAGGGAACAAGCUAAAAAAAUGAACGUAGCGUCACUUCGAUCAUCAGAAGCCGCCAAUACAAGUGCCGAAUGUAAACUAGCUAAGGUUGCAUUGAUGACCAUCUCAUUAUGGUUCAUGGCGUGGACUCCCUACCUGAUUAUCAACUACAUGGGAAUUUUCGAGACCGCACCGAUCAGUCCCCUCACGACCAUUUGGGGCUCAGUGUUUGCUAAGGCUAACGCAGUUUACAAUCCUAUUGUUUAUGGCAUUAGUCACCCUAAGUAUCGAGCAGCGCUCUAUCAAAAGUUCCCAUCACUGGCGUGCCAACCAUCGCCAGAGGAGUCCGGUUCUGUUGCAUCUGGAGCUACCACAGCUUGUGAAGAGAAACCUUCUGCGUGA